Messenger RNA from Nerophis lumbriciformis (worm pipefish), 6971 nucleotides. Its product is annotated as zinc finger and BTB domain-containing protein 26-like. NCBI's taxonomy places the organism in Eukaryota, Metazoa, Chordata, Actinopteri, Syngnathiformes, Syngnathidae. Gene Ontology annotation, molecular function: protein binding; DNA-binding transcription factor activity, RNA polymerase II-specific; RNA polymerase II cis-regulatory region sequence-specific DNA binding. The record is from RefSeq and is a predicted model, not a curated record. Gene Ontology annotation, biological process: regulation of transcription by RNA polymerase II.
GAGGACAGACAGGCAGAGAGAGAGAGAGAGAGAGGGUGGAGGACAGACAGGCCAGCAAAAGAUUUCUUACACCGUUUUGUUGACGAGGCGACCAGCAAAACAUCAGUGCAUAGUUCACCAUGGCCCAGAACCAGGUGAUCCUGCAGUUCCACUUUGCCACAUAUGGUGACUCCAUGCUGCAGAAAAUGAACCUCCUUCGGCACCAGCGACGCUUCUGUGACGUCACUGUACGUAUCAACCAGCUUAAAGUCCCCGGUCACAAGGUUGUGUUUGCUGCUGGCUCAUCUUUCCUACGAGACCAGUUCAUCCUUCAGCAGGACUCCAAUGAAGUGCAGAUCUCCAUAAACCAGGAGGCAAAGGUUGGCCAGCAGCUGCUACUGUCCUGCUACACGGGCCAACUAGAGUUUCCUGAAUUGGAGCUGGUCAACUACCUGACGGUGGCCAGCUUCCUCCAAAUGGGCCACAUUGUGGAGCAGUGUACUCAAGCUUUGAACAAGUUCAUCAAGCCACAACCUCCACACAAGAUGGAGGUCGACACCGAGCUGAAAAGAGUGGUCAAAGAGGACGGAUCGUGCUCCCACGCUUUGAGAGAACAGGAGCACUUGCGGGAAGUGGAGAGGGUGGAGCAUGAGGACGACGUUAGUACUGAUGACGACGACGAUGUCAUUAUACAGCCUAAGUCUCCUCCUCACACGUACAAUAUACAUCCUGUGCAAGAAGUGGAGGAGAGUGACAUCAGCAUAGUGAAGGUGGAGUCUGUGGAGUCUACCUUCCCGACAAGUGCUCCAGCUGCCCUGCACUCGCCCGAGCCCCAACACUCGCUCAUCAAUUCGACCGUUGACAGUCGUGGGAGUGAAAUGACGGCGCCCCCAAGCAUGCCGGGCUACCCCUUCCGUCCUGCUUCUCCGUUCAACCCUGCCGAAAAACAGAAGAGCUACGACAAACCCCUCCAGUGGUACCACCAGUGUCCCAAGUGUAGCCGCGUCUUCCGCCAGCUGGAGAAGUACGCCAACCACCUUAAGAUGCACAAGCUCUUCAUGUGCUUGUUGUGCGGAAAGACCUUCACGCAGAAGGGUAACCUGCACCGGCACAUGCGGGUCCACGCGGGCAUCAAACCCUUCCAGUGUAAGAUCUGCGGGAAGACCUUCACCCAGAAGUGUUCUCUGCUGGAUCACCUGAACUUGCACAGCGGGGACAAGCCUCACCGCUGUAACUACUGCGACAUGAUGUUCGCUCACAAGCCCGUUCUCCGCAAGCACCUCAAGCAAAUCCACGGCAAGAACAGCUUUGACAACGCAAACGAAGGCAACUCGCACGACUGUGGGCCUGAAGAGAAUGACACCAGUGGGCCGUUUAUCAGUCAGUCUAACAAUUAUGAGACAGACUUAAGAUACGAUUUGAGACAUUGUCUGGAUGAGACUGUAUAAAAAAAAGAGAAACAAAGUGUCACAAUGAUGAGCAGAGACCACCACCUUAGAAUACACUAUUUUAAAAGACGGUGGUCUGUUAAUGGAGAAGAAUGUUCAGUUAGUGAGGUAGAUCUAUUUCUACUCUUAAGCAUUGACCGUGAUCUUGGCAUACCUUGUCACCACUCCAGUUUUUUCCAAACGUAACUGAUAAAUUUCCCAGCACCCUUGCGUCUUAACAGUUUCCUGUAUUUUAACUUUGCUGGAGCAGCACAACGAGGGCAUUAGAGACAACACAAAAAUAAAUCCUUCAAAACAAAAGCAAACCAAUAAAAUAACGUACUUGCACCACAGUAAGCAGUAAGUAGAUCAGCAUGUCCCUUAUUUUGCAGAAAUGUUCCCUUAUUUUCACAUGCUGAUGUUGUCAAGAAUGAAUUUUGCACAGAUAUUUUACUAUUGGAGACAAACGCGUUUCAACUUUUUGUGAUUACUGUAGGUGCAGGAAUACCACUUGAACAAAAACUUUAGAUUUAACACUGAAGGCCUGAUCUACUAAGAUUCCAAAGACCACGCACUAAACAGCGUGUGCUAACUAUAAAAUUGUGUGCACCAGAGUUGUAAUGAUAACUGCGUUCAAACUUCUGGUGGUUAAUAUUACCAUUUCAACAUAAAAUUAUCGGAAAAACUGUAAUUGAUGACUGCACUUUAAAAUAUUACGGACUGACUGGCGCCAGCUUGCCAUCUUAAAUGCUGAGACUUUAUUGUAUUUCACCAUUAAGAAACGAUAUACCCCAAUCUUGGCCCUGCGAUGAGUUGGCGACUUGUCCAGGGUGUACCCCGCCUUCCACCUGAUUGUAGCUGAGAUAGGCUCCAGCGACCCCGAAGGGACUAAGCGGUAGAAAAUGGAUGGAUGGAUGGAUACCCCAAUCUAAACUUGUAUAAAAACAUUGCUGACUGAGCAACUAAGCUAUUCAAUUGUGCACAUUGAACCUACAGGCUGUGCUCUGGUAGAGGGAUCGUUCUAUACUCCGAGGAUUACGAGACAAAGUGUGUUUACAGUGCGUUCAAAGACCACUGAACAGAGUAGGACACCACAACACCCACCAGAAAUAUUAAAUAAUUAUAGCAACGGAUUGUAUUUGUUACGCACUUUUCAUUUAAAUAAAUCUUAAAGUGCUACAGUACAGGUAAAACAAUAAAAGCUUAGCCAUUUAAACAUAAAAUACUAAGAUUAAAACAUAUGUGUAUAAGUACUUUUUGAGCUCAUUCAGCAAUACCCAAUAAUAAUGAUAACUGUGAUCAUUUUGGUCACGAUAACCGUGAUAAUAGAUUUUAAUAUCAUUACAUCCUUAGUUUGUACUAUAAUUGGGCGUGUUACGUGUGAUCUACUAAGACUGGGUGCACAAUUGAUAAGUGUCAAGUUCAAACACUGAUGACAUCUAUUAAACGAGACAAGAAGCAAAGAAAUAAACAGAGACAGAAUUCAAUUUGGCUCAAUUGAGGAGAAACGUGUCGACCUGGAACCUCUUACAGGGUCACCCACGCUCUGGCGAAAGAUUGUACGCCACCUCUUUUUAUUUGGAUUUUCCCUGUUUACAUAACAACAGCUGUUUCUAAAGGAAUGGGGAGUAUGUAAACGGUCGUUGUUUUCGGUCACAUUCACACAAAAGAAAAAGAUGCCUCGGGCUUGGGCUGGUCCUGGCUUCAGCCUGGGCAGGUCUUCGAUGACAAUAGAUAAACCCCUCCUGUCUCCUCCCAUCGUACACAGUGGAAUUUUCCAAGCCUUUGCUUGGUGCAACAAAGACAGCCUGUUGUCUGUUCAUUGGGAACUCAGAACGGAAAGUUUUUUGAUAAUUUAUGUACAAUUUUUCUGACAAUAAGUGCAAAAAUGGUGCAGAAAGCCUUAUUUAAAUGAGGAUUUUGUGUGUACUGUUUGGCAUUCACCAUGUUGACACUCGUUUACUGCACAUUCAUAUGAUCAUUCUCCUACUGUUUUUAAAACACGCAGUAGAAAAAUGUAAUAUGUGCCACUUUUUCUGGGCAUUUUAAAAGCAGUCCCAUAGCGCAACUACAACAGGACCCAUUUUUUUAGUCUGCUGAAGGUGCACCUUGGGAGAUGCUGGCACUAAACUGCGAGUGUGGAAUGUUUCAGAUGCAAGAAAAUGCAAAUUGCAGGAAGGUUGUUUUUUCUUUCAUAUGUAUGAAAAAGCGCAUGAAUUGGAUGUUUUAAUCAGCCCCUUAUGUCACCCAGCAGCUAUAAAAUUAUGAAAUGAUAUUGCUGAAUAGACAAUAUGUCUAAUAUUUUUAUUUUUGACAGGCCAUAUAUGUUGACAAGCAUAUGUGUGACAGAGCUGCUGUGUGUUCGCCUCCUUUCUCACAGCUGUUUCUGCGCAGCUGCCAGUUUGCUCGCACAUUUCAGACGUUUUGAUUGAUUGAUUGAGACUUUUAUUAGUAGAUUGCACAGUACAGUACAUAUUCCGUACAAUUGACCACUAAAUGGUUACACCCGAGUACGUUUUUCAACUUGUUUAAGUCGGGGUCCACGUUAAUCAAUUCAUGGUAUAAAUAUAUACUAUCAGCAUAAUACAGUCAUCACACUAGUUAAUCAUCAGAGUAUAUACAUUGAAUUAUUUACAAUCCGGGGGUUGGGGUGGGGGGUUAGGUUUGGUUGAUAUCAGCACUUCAGUCAUCAUCAAUUAUAUCAUCUGAGAAAUGGUAUAAUUGUGCUGAAUAAAGACGUAAAAAAAGCUCCCGCAGAACAGUUUAGGUCUUGAUAAAUCACAUUUAAAUAAUUACAUUUGCGUUUUCUCCUCCUGUAUUGUGGCCGUUCUGAUAACAAGCAUGUAUUCUGCAUAUUCAUGAAGACAGACAACAAUUGCGCGUCUUAUUUUGCUCACUUAAGAGCCUCUUCGCACAAGCUUGUCGGUCAGCUUUGCGUGCACUAUCAAGUUUGCACGUGCUGGAAUACACGCAAACCGUUAGUAGAUCAGGCCCUAAAUAUUCAUCUCUUGUCAAUUAAACAAAUGUUAUUGCACAGAAGAAGAUACGGUACACAUAAUUAGGCUGUUAUUGCACAGUUGUACUCUUCUCAAUGUGCAGGCUAUUAUUACUCACUUGGUCUACCUAUUUUGUGCUUUCCAAAGUUGAGAAUGAUUUGUAUGAAUACAUAUUUGACGUUUGGUUUACUUCCUCCUUAUGACUCUAUUUUAGGUUACUAAGGUGAUGUGGCAAAUUAAGGAAAUUAACAAAUUUUAGGUGGCACGCUGUUUUUUAUGUAGAACUGAACUGGCUACAAAGUAAACAAAAACAGAAUGCUGGACGACAGCAAAGACUUACAGCGUGUGGAGCAGAGACGGCGUCCACAAAGUACAUCCGUUCAAUGUACACACAAAAAAAGAUAGCAACAACUGAUCCUGAUUGCUAAAACAAAGCAGGUGCGGGGAAUAGCGCUCAAAGGAAGACAUGAAACUGCAACAGGAAAAUACCAACCAAACAGGAAAAGCUACCGAAAAAGGAGCGCAAGAUAAGAACGAAACCUAUUUUGUGCUUUCCAAACUUGAGAAUGAUUUGUAUGAAUGCAUAUUUGACGUUUGGUUUAUUUGCUCCUUAUGACUCUAUUUUAGGUUACUAAGGCGAUGUGGAAAAUUAAGGAAAUUAACAUAUUUGAGGUGGCACGCUGUUUUUUUUUUUAAGAAUAUGGGAUGUAAGAUGUAAUCCCCAAAAUAAAAUAUUGUCAUUUUUUUAUUGGAACAAGUAGCUCUAAUGGAGCGUCAACUUGGAUUACAAUUUAUCUGCAGCGAGGCAUUCUUCAGUUUUAAUCCAUGAUGUGAAUGGACUGUGUCUAUAGUAGAGAUGCGCGGUUUGCGGACACAACCGCGGAGUCCGCGGAUUAUCCGCGGGUCGGGCGGUUGAAAUUAAAAAAAAUUUGAUUUUAUCCGCGGGUCGGGUCGGGCGGUUGAAAUUUAAAAAAAUUUGAUUUUAAAUAGAUUCAGGCGGGUGGCAGUUAAACCAAUUCGGAAAUAUAUAUACAUAGUUAAAUGUUGUUACCCACAUACGAAAAACGAGCAGGCACCUGCAGCAUGCCACAACAGAAGAAGAAAAAAAAAAGAGAUGGCAACGCCGGCAGCAAACGUGGUACGCGACAAACUAAAAAAGGGAAUACUAAAGACCAGGGGAAAAAAAGGCCAGAAAAGUUCAGCGUGGACUCGUUUUUAUGAGGUUGUAAAUCAGGAUGAUAGUAAUGCUGGCUACGUGAUUUGCAAGAGCUGCGACGCUGUUUAUGUCUACGACAGUCACAAAACCGGGACAUCUAACAUGGUGCAUCACAUUUGUGCAAAACCCCGAACCUCCACAAACACCCUGAGCAUGAGCAGUUUCGUCCGCCGUGAUCCCAGAAGAGUGCCACAGGAUGUUAAAACAAGGCUUACAGAUGCAUGUGUGAACGCAGCUGCCUGCAGCAGUUUGAGUGGCGCGAGCGCGCUUGGAGGUGCGCUCAGCGCGGCUCCCAGAUGAUUGCACACUGGUGUGCGUCUGGGCCGUGACAGCGUGGCACGCAUUGAAUGUCUCUGCUGCAUUGGAUCAGUCUCCUUUCUUUAACAGGCAAAAGCUUUAUAACCUCACUAAUGCCUUGCAUCGUCUAUAUUAGAUAUAUAACAACGGGCGGGUGGCGGAUGCCGGGCGGGUGCGGUUUUGAUUAAAUGUUAGUUCGGGUGAAUGGCGGAUGGUUGACGACUUUUGUGAUGCGGUUGCGGAUGAAAUAAUUGCCUAUCCGCGCAUCUCUAGUCUAUAGGCUACACCGUAUUAAAACAGGAGUGUUCAAGGUAGCAUUUAUGGCCCCGUGAAAAUGUUUGAACAGUUGGGUCUGGCAGCAACAAGCAGGCGCAGCUGUUUCUGUCAUAGAUGUUUGACAGAUGAUAACAAUGAAGCCAGAAAUUGAGAUUGUUGUCUUCUGCCUUCAUGAGUCAUUGCAUGGUAGCAUUACAAAGAGUGACAAAGUGACACUGUAAAAAGGAACAUUUGAACAAUGCAUACCUGCUUAACUAUGUGUUAUUGUAGGGAGUAACUUCAUCACGCCGGAAUUUAUUUCACUGUAAUAUAUUGCAGAUGCCUUCAUAUUGCUUGAACUCGCAAUGCUGAAACAGAAAUUGUGCUAACUGUGUGUACCUGAGGAUUGUGUGUUUUUUUUUUUUUCCAACAUUGUCCACUGGAUGAAUGACAAUGAAUACCUGAUUUUGUGUAUAUACAGGUAUACUUUAUACAGUCAUAAAUGUACAAGUAUAAUGUAUAGAAACAUUAAAAUCCUGGUAGUUGAUGCAUACAUAUGACAACAAAACGUAUUUUUCAGUGGAAAAAAAAUAUUUCUCUUCUCUUGUAAAAAGCAGCCUCCGCCACAAAAAUGACAUAACAUCAUGCUGUCCCCCUUUCAUUCAGCUAUUAAACACCAUUUAACAAAACACACUGAAUUUACUGUAACCACUGUGACAUUUUUUACUCCGCCUAUUGUUCAUUUAAAAUGUACAAUAAUUGCUGUUAUUACAUAAAAUCAAUAAAUAUCUCCAUUAUAAU